Molecule: messenger RNA, 2825 nt
Organism: Panonychus citri (citrus red mite)
Lineage: Eukaryota; Metazoa; Arthropoda; Arachnida; Trombidiformes; Tetranychidae
Exons: 2
Coding region: 136-1473 (445 amino acids)
Molecular function (GO): hexosyltransferase activity; UDP-glycosyltransferase activity
Source: RefSeq, a predicted model, not a curated record
AAUGUUGCACUUUUGAAACAAUAUUAGACUCACUUUCUGAUUUGUGAAUAUAUUCAUUCAUCUACUGCCGCUCGAGCGAUUCAUUGGUUUAUAAUCCACUCGUUUUCUAACAAUUAAUUAAUUAAAACUGUUUCAAUGUCACAAACUAAAACAAAACCUAAAUAUCGUAUAUUAAUAUCAUCUAUUGAUGCUUUUGGAACCAUUAAUUUCACCCUUGGAUUUGGUGAGAUUUUAUCUGAGGCUGGACAUGAAGUGACCUUCACUCAACGUGUUCAUCACAAGAAACUUGCUGAUAAACGAGGAUUUUAUUUUAUUCCGUUCGAUGAGUCGAUAUUUGAGAACUUUCAACCAGGACCUUUUGUCGAUUGGGUUGCUAAUAAUUUAGAAAAGUUUCGAGGUGAUGCUCUUGAACGAUACAAAGGUUGGACUGAUGAAGAUAAAGAGAUAUUCGCAUCUAUUGCUGAUGAUUAUUUUGUAACUAAUAGAGCAAUAGAAAAGAUUCUCGAUGAAAACAAAAAUUCAUUUGAUGUAAUAGUUGGUGAUUUUGAAACCCAAUUUCCAGCUUUGAUUAGGUCGCCAAUACCAUUCAUACCCCUGGUAGCACUUAACCCAGUGUGUUUUUACCCUCAAGGUCCACCUCCUUUCUCUGGAUACCCUGUGAAUGUUGAUAAAGAAAAAGCUCGAAAGUUCAAAGAGAUCUAUGAUUCAGCUUGUAUUCGUUUCAAAGAGAAACUGUAUUCAUGGUGGGAAUCUUUUAACGUUCCCGUCUUACCAGAAGAAUGUUGGCUUGUUAAUCGAUAUCCGAAAUAUUUUGGUUUCUAUCAUUACCCUGAAGGUCUUGAUUACAAUGAAUGUGGACCUAAAGAGCCUGCGGGUAAAUGGUUUCGAAUUGAUGCUUCAAUUCGUAAGCCCGACGAAGAAAGUGAAUUCGUCAUACCAAAAUCAAUCGCUUCUUUACCUGGAAAGUUAAUUUACUUUUCUCUUGGAUCAUUAGGAUCAGCUGAUGUCGAGUUAAUGAGACAAAUCAUUGAUGUACUCUCUAAACUACCACAUCGAUUCAUCGUAUCCAAAGGACCGAAAGGUGAUGAGAUCGAGUUACCACCAAACAUGUGGGGCCAAAACUACGUCAAUCAAAUCGCGGUUAUAAAAGUCGUCGAUAUGGUCAUAACCCAUGGUGGAAAUAACACUUUCCUCGAAACAAUUUACUUCGGUAAACCUUUAAUUGUGAUGCCUUAUUUUUACGAUCAGUUCGAUAAUGCUCAACGAGUGGUUGAUUGUGGUAUUGGAAGGCGAUUAGACACUUGGAAUUUAGAUGAAAAAAUUGUUUCAAAUGCAGUUGAAGAAACGCUAAAUGAUCAAGAGAUGACCAGAAAGAUUAAAGAAAUCGCUCUUUCUAUGAGAUCAACUAAAAGCAGAGAAAAAGCAGUCGAAAUGAUUGAAAAUCUCAUCUCAAAAUCCAUCAACACCAAUUGAGCUCACUUUGGGUUUAAUCAAGUAAAUCUCGAUUAUCUUUUUCCACUGAAAAAAUUACUAAUGAAUCUAUCUGGUAGAUUAUUAUUUUCAACCUUAUCAAUUACAAUUGGUGAGAUUAAUCACCACAACUACAUGUAUCAUAAUUUAUUUUGCUCAUCAUUGUUUCACAGAAAGUUGCAAGUCAAAUAUGAGAUUAAAAAUGUAAAGAGAGAUACAUUUGAUUCAUUUUGUUUAUUCAUACGUUUAACACUCUAAUUUUCACAUCUUUUUCAUCGUAAAUCAUGAACUUAUUAACUAUUCUUUUGGUAAUUCUCCCAAUCAACUUGAUAAGUGCCAAAGGUCAUAAUAAUUGUAACGACCAAUGUUUAACCAAAACUUAUUGUCUUUCAUCCGAUGGGUCAAGUAAUUGCUCCAAGAAUAAUUUAGUUACUGCUAAAUGGUUUGUGAGACAACAGAAUCGCGGUGACGAAAUAAUUGGAUUUACUUUAACUGGCCAAGGAAUCAAAUCGACUGAAGAUAAAACAAUAUCGCUCACCUUUCAAACACCUUAUUCAACAUCAACACAAUAUCUUACUACUUAUUCUUGUUACAAAUCAGCUCUUGGUUCUACAUCAGGACAUGUAAAAACUGGUUCAUCUUCAUCUUUCAACGAAUUUUCAAGUGGAUCAUCUUAUUACUCAAAUAAUGUUCUAUCCUGUACUUGGACAUUUACCAAACGAGAUGCAGAAUAUCCUUUUUGGUUGGUUAUCGCCGAUCUUACAGCUAAUCCCAAUUAUCAAAUUUUACUUCAAUACGGUGAUGAUAAGGUCGGUACUAUGGUAGCCAAUGACAUAAAAGAAUUACCAAUCUAUCAUCUACAGUAUCUUAAAUGCUGUAAUAAGGUUCAUGGUAACGAUGAAUUCAUGGUCAUUUUCAAUCAAUCACCAAAAGAUGACCAAUAUUCUGUACAAAAAAUCGGUUCGAAAAUGUCGAAAAUAUCGAUUUUAUUAACUGGUUCGAAUCAGAUACAAUUACUGUUCACUUGUGAUUUGGCAAAUGAUUACAUUCAAGGUACAAUUAUGAAGGGAGCCUCAUCUCGGUCCAUAUCUGAUCAGCUCUAUUCAACGUACUUAUCCGAAAACAAGUGUUCGUGGUCUCAUACUUUGGCCUUGGAAAGUUCAUUUGGUCGAUACGAUACAACCAAUGGUGUUUAUGAUCUUCAGGUAACAGCGGACAACGUUAUUGUUUACACAGAAAAAGGUAUAACAUUGAAAAAUUCAUCGCCUAAAUUGUUAUCAUCAACCAGUAUUUUGAUUAUGAUUAUCUCUGUAUUAAUAAACGGGUGGAUUUGAUAACCAUCAAUAUAACGUCAA